Molecule: messenger RNA, 2263 nt
Organism: Solea solea (common sole)
Lineage: Eukaryota; Metazoa; Chordata; Actinopteri; Pleuronectiformes; Soleidae
Gene: tmeff2a
Product: transmembrane protein with EGF-like and two follistatin-like domains 2a
Exons: 10
Coding region: 585-1730 (381 amino acids)
Molecular function (GO): protein binding
Source: RefSeq, a predicted model, not a curated record
CGCUCCGUCCGCGCACGCGAGAGAGCCACUCGUCUCAUCCGUGGAUUCUACUGCUCAUCUGCGUAUCGUCUCCAAACCCUGCACUCGGGAUACUGUGGCUGCAUCCUCUCACUUUCACACUUUUACCACCUCCCUCUCUAUUAGCCCGUCUUUUCUCUCUCUCUCCCCUCCUCCCCCCUCUUCUUUCCCCACCUAUCCUCCUUCCUCCUCAUCAUUCCCGAGCAUCCUCCUCUCCUCGCAAGUCUUCCUGCCUGCCUGGAUAACUUUUUUUUUUUUUACCCCGCUCCCAGACUCCAUCCCGCACAGUUUACCCUGCUCCUCCUCCUCCUCCUCCUCCUCCAUCGCUCAUCGACACCCUCUCGACAGUUUCUCGUGCUCUUGCCGCAGCAACGUCCUCUCCCCUGGAUCGGGCGGAACCCAUUUGGUCGGUCUUGCACGGGGCACUGCUACAUGGGGCGCACGGUGUCGCUCGGAAAAUGGUGUGCUGUCGGCGUGUAGGCGCCCCGCUGAACCUGUUGGGAUUGGAGUUGCGCGUGUGUUCCUCUUGCCCUCCACUGCUGUGCCGCUGUCGGGGCCACUGAGACAUGUCCGUGCAGGCGGCGGCGCCGGCACCGCUCGCGGAGCCGCGGCGGCUGCGCCAGUGGAGCGGGGCGGCGGGAGGCUGGCUCCGGAUCACCCUCGUCUCCUUCCUCGCCACUUUACCUGUGGAGCAGCUGCGCGCGUUCCCUUCCUCCCUCAGCGACUGCCAGACGCCGACCGGUUGGAACUGCUCCGGUUUCGAUGACCGGGACACGGACCUUUUCUUGUGUGACACCAACACGUGCAAGUUUGACGGCGAGUGUCUAAGGAUUGGGAACAUGGUGACAUGCAUUUGUGACUUCAAGUGCAACAACGACUAUACCCCAGUGUGCGGCUCCAACAAUCAGAACUACCAGAACGAGUGUUUCCUGCGUCGGGAUGCCUGCAAGCAACAGUCUGAGGUGCUGAUCGUGUCGGAGGGAGCGUGUCCUGCUGAUGCCGGCUCAGGAUCAGGAGAUGACGGAGGCGAGGGCUCCGCCGAGGCAGGACAGAAGGAGACAUCCACCUGUGACAUUUGCCAGUUUGGGGCAGAGUGCGACGUGGACGCCGAGGACGUCUGGUGCGUGUGUAACAUCGACUGUUCCCACAUCAGUUUCAACCCGGUGUGUGCCUCGGACGGCCGUUCCUAUGACAACCCCUGCCAGGUGAAGGAGGCGUCCUGUCAGAAACAGGAGCGCAUCGAGGUCAAGUACCUGGGCCACUGCCAAGGUGACAUCAUCACCGGCAACAAAGGUGGCGAUGGACACUUUGCACGGACUGACCUCACAGAGAACAAUGAGGACCCGAGGAAUGGCCUGGCCCGCGGGCUCUACAUCCCCUGUCCAGAUGACUACAAAAACUACUGCGUCCAUGGAGAGUGUCAGUUCCCGAGUAUACUGGCCAAGCCCUCCUGCAGCUGUCACUCAGGUUUUCAGGGACCUCAGUGUGACAUUAAAGAGUACAACGUCCUCUAUGUGGUGCCAGGCUCCGGCAAACUGCACUACGUCCUCAUUGCCUCUAUCAUUGGAGCUCUCCAGGUGGUCAUCAUCUGUGUGGUGGUGCUCUGCAUUACCAGGAAGUGUCCACGGACCAACAGGAUCAACCGGCAGAAGCAGAACAAUGUCCACUUCAGUUCAGAGAACACCAUGCGCGCCUCCACUCGACUUAUCUGAGCCCGGGCACACGGUCCUCCUCCGUUUUUUGACGGAGUGCUAAGGCGUUUGAUGUUCCCCCCCUUGUAGGCCAACCCUGAAAAUUAGGAACUGCUUCCCCUCACUCCUCGCCCUCUCGCCCAGUACGAACUCUAGGAAUGCCCGCAGAGGACGGGGACAUGGCAAGGACAGAGCUGCAGCACUGGUCACCGGCGACCCCCACCCUUGGAGUCAUGUUUUAAUCAGUCGCCAGUUACCGAAUCGUGUCUCCUCGCACCUUGUCGCUUCCACCCACUUCCAGGGUUUUCCUGAAAAAAAUGAACCAUGAGGUGUUUGGGGACACUGAGGAUAUUGAAUGUGUGUGUGUGAGUCUGAGUGUGUGUGAGUCUGAGUGUGUGUGAGUGAGAGUUAGAAGUGUGAGCUUUGGUAGAGACGAGCUAGCCAGUAUCUGUCGUUUGUAGAUGAGGGGUUAAAGCAAAAUCAGGGUAGUGCAAAGCAGGGUAAGGGGCUUUAAAUGAGGUGUGUGAGUGAGUGUGUGUGUGUGUGUUGUAUGG